GUUCGAGAAUUGUUGUAUCGCAUAUUAGCCUGUCCGGUGGAUGCCCUAUCCGGUCCCAUACGGGCCGUUCGGGCCGAAAGUACCAUUGAUAUUCUAACUCAGACCACCAAACGUGUCAUUCCUGAUACCUUUUCAAUUUCGCAAGCGACUGGUGCGGCUUUGAGAAAGUUUGCCAGUGAGCUUGAGCACAGCACUAACGCUUCCACCAGUGACACCACGACCACGACCACGACAACGACGACCACAACCACCACCUCUGAACCAUCCCACAGUACGCCGCAGAACAGUAAAAACGCAAGCACCAGUUGUGUCAUACGUUAUCCGGAACUAUAUCGCUUCUUGGCCGCGGCGAUACGAAAUAAACCGUUUCCAGCAUUAAACCGUUUCGAGUCAUCUGCAAUGUUGGACUUGUUGGCUUGUCUCGUUCGUGUGAUGGAACUGGUACAAAACGAGGUCCAAAGUAGUAUUCCUCCUGGUGCACCGGCAUCUGUUGGUGCAUCCCUAUCAUCCAAUACUCGCAAAUCCCGCGAUGAUAGGUUUCGACGGUCUUGGGAAGCAGUUUCAAAAAGAAUUAUAGAACAACUGGGAAGCUACUUAGCGGCAUGUGCUGCGAAACAGUGGACCCCCGCGUUGUCCACUCGAACGAAUGAUCAAUCCGUGUCACUUGUACAACGGUGUCCGGUCGCUCCUUCGUUCAUCUUGGAUGUGGCGGAACCACCAAAAUCUGCCGCGGCCCAUAGAGCUAUGCUCCAAUUGAUGAUCGAUCAAGUAUUCAACAACUGGCCAUGUAAGUAA
Molecule: messenger RNA, 795 nt
Organism: Echinostoma caproni
Lineage: Eukaryota; Metazoa; Platyhelminthes; Trematoda; Plagiorchiida; Echinostomatidae
Source: the annotation of a GenBank genome assembly